Molecule: messenger RNA, 971 nt
Organism: Cryptotermes secundus
Lineage: Eukaryota; Metazoa; Arthropoda; Insecta; Blattodea; Kalotermitidae
Exons: 2
Coding region: 1-738 (245 amino acids)
Source: RefSeq, a predicted model, not a curated record
AUGCGAGAAUCCGUUAGUGCUGAAGAAAGACUGGCAGUUACAUCAAGGUAUCUUGGGACCGGAACUUUCCGCUCACUGCACUUUGAGUUCCUACUUGGUCGGUCUACUAUAGCUAGCAUUAUUUGGGAUACAUGUGUGGCAAUAUGGGAGGUGCUCAGGGAAGAGUUUAUGAAAGAACCAAGCAUGGAAGACUGGAUGGAGAUCAGCGAAAAGUAUGAGAGAAGGGAAAAUUUCCCUCACUGUGUGGGGUCCAUUGACAGGAAGCAUAUCAGGAUUAUCAAACCAUGGGGUUCAGGAAAUGAGUUUUUAAACUAUAAGAAGUUUUCCUCUAUUGUACUUGUGGCGGUGGCAGAUAGUGACUACUGUUUUAGGUACAUAGAUGUUGGUGGGUUCGGACAUGAAGGUGACUCAAAUCUGUUCAAAGCGACUGAAUUGGGAAAGAGACUUUACAGCCAAUCACUGCAUUUACCACAGCCUAGGCCACUUCCUAAUGAACAAAAUGGUCAAUCUGUUCCUUUUGAGUUCAUGGCUGAUGAGGCAUUUGCUCUCAGUGAGCAUGUUUUGAGACCGUUCCCUGCGAAGACUCUGACGCACGAAAAGAAAGUGUUUAAUUACGGGUUAUCCAGAGCCAGAAUAUUUGUUGAAUGCGCAUUUGGCAUCUUACCCAACAAGUGGCGAGUUUUCCAUCGCCCAUUAGAUGUUAGCAUGGAUCUCUCAGAUACUAUUGUAAAAGCAUGAUGCAUACUACAUAACUUUGUAACGAGACAAGACGGUUAUAACUUUGAGGAUGCAUUAUGCUGCUCACUGGAAAGUGUUUCUGCACAGGGAACAAGAGGAAAUAGAAGUGGAAAACAGAGAAGAGACUAUUUUGCCAAUUAUUUCUGCUCUACACAUGGUUCCAUCCCGUGGCAAGAUCGGCUUGUGUAAUUGAUAUAUCCUUUGUAAACUUCGUGCAAAUAGUGAACUGAAGC